CGGAGUAGUAAUGCUCCAUGUGCUCCAACUUUCUUACGAAUGGCUCUGUGGCUGAGUGGACUUGACCAGGCAGGAUUCAGGAGGUAUCUUUUUCUGCAUAACGGCUGCGUAUCGUCUCAUGGAAGUCAUCUAAGAGUCAGUAUGUUUACAUGUACAACGAGAAACCCAAGAAGACCGCGCCAUGUCGACCCCCAACCCUCAAAAGUCGUCCCUUCCUCCGCCGUCUAAAGACAAAGCGGCUUCCCCGAAAGUAACCUCUGAAGAUGUUGAACUCGAACCAGUACAGAAUGGUUCAGCAGAACGAGGUCUCCCUUUGGAGGAGGAUAUUAUGCAAUGCGCCCGCAUUGGCGCUCUCGAAUUCAUUCAGAAGAUGAUCCAGUCUGGGAAAUAUACUGCGUCGUACAAGGAUGAAGAGGGCAUCACCCCCCUUCAUUGGGCUGCCAUCAACAAUCAAUAUGCCGUGUGUAAAUACCUACUAGAACAAGGUGCAGACGUCAACGCGAAAGGAGGAGAGUCUAAUGCGACGGCUGUUAUGUGGGCUUCUCAGAGAUGUCAUUUCUACAUCGUCAAUCUCCUGCUGCAAAACGGCGCUGAUCCUCUAUUGACCGACGGGCAAGGCUACAACAUCCUCCAUCUGGCAACCAUCGACGGGAAUGCCCUCCUGAUGAUUCUCCUGCUGCAUCAGAAUAUACCUGUGGACAUUCCGGACCCUCAAGGACACACAAGCUUGAUGUGGGCAGGAUACAAAGGCUGGCCUGCCUGUGUUGACCUCCUUUUGCGCUGGGGAGCGAACGUGAAUGCAAGAGAUGAUAAUGGCUAUACCCCUAUACACUGGGCUCUGGUCAAGGGCUCCAAAGCCUGCUUGGAUAAACUGCUGGAAUACGGAGCGGACAGAUCUGCAAAGACCAACGAGGGCAAAACACCAAACGUCUGUGCCGAUGAGAUGAAUACGAAACGAGUGUAUCAUCGUUCGUUAGCCGACCAUGGUUAUGAUGCCUCGGGCAAUGUCAAGACUCUCCCACUUGGCCUACACACUGUAGUUCGUGAUCGAUCUGCGAUGGCCAAGUUUUUCUUCCUCUAUCCUUUCACAAUCAUCCCGAUCGGUCUUUAUAUCAUUAGUCACCUCAGCAUCUUCAUUGGUCUCCCGAUCUUUUUGGUGGUGUGCUUGGGAAUGCAAUACAUUGCACAACGAAUUGCCAUGAUCAGUCACCUCGAAUAUCACACCAUCCAUAAAACACCCUAUCUGGCAGGCAUUUUUGCUGGCACGUUAUUUUGGGUCGGCUUCAACUAUCUCACCGCGAUACUACCUGCCACAUUUUCCUCAAAUCUGUUGUCAAAUCUCUCGUUUGCGGUUUUCUAUGCCGGCACGAGCUACUUCUACUUCCUCUCUAUGUUCCAGGAUCCCGGUUGGGUUCCUAAGUUGGCCUCACGGAACCAGCAACGCGCCAUGAUUGAAGAGCUCUUCUCGCUCUGGAAAUUUGACGAAGAAAACUUUUGUGUUCAAUGCAUGGUUCGCAAGCCACUAAGGUCCAAACACUGCCGCCGCUGCCAUCGCUGUGUGGCCAAACAAGAUCACCAUUGCCCAUGGAUACAUAAUUGCGUCGGAAAUAACAACUUGCGCCACUUCUACAUCUACAUCCUUUGUUUGGAGGUGGGCAUUAUCCUUUAUGUCCGACUGGUGCUCGCCUACCUCUCUGUGCUCCCCACUCCGAGUGAGGACGCUGUGUCGAAGUGCAACAUUCUUGGCCCUGGACUUUGCGGGUUCGUGCUCCGCGAUCCCUGGACUGUAGCUCUUGCGUUUUGGGCCGUGCUUCAGCUCGUCUGGGUGACGAUGUUGAUAGUUGUGCAGUCGGUACAGAUAUCCAAAAACCAGACAACUUAUGAGAACAUGAAACGGCAUGAGCACUCUCAUGAGAACGCACCUUUGCUGCCGCAGCACGUACGACCGGUCACGCAGGGUGUUACGACAGCCACGUCCUCCCUCAACGACACAGCGGCUGCUUCAACACGGAUCAACCCUGUCCCACGACGUCCCGAGGGUUGCCUUUCACGCUGGAAGAAGAUUAUUGGUCUCGAUGCGUUCUUAGCCACCGCGUCAGAUGCCUCGCAUGGCAAACUCCGGUCUCGAAAUUCGAAUUCCUUCAGUCGCGGUAUCAUCGGCAACUGCAAGGAUUUCUGGUGCGAUCCGGCACCGGUUUUUGGCAAGAGGAAGAAUGGAGAGGGCUUCCUCGGCGGCGAAGUGGUGGAUUACGCACAUAUGUACGAUGUACCUCUGAGACUUCGGAGGGGCGCUGGUGGAAUGGCAUAUACCAGCGUUGCAACGGACGAUGAUGAGCCAUGAUUCUUUCGGUUCUGAUGGGAAUUGGAGCUUGUAAAUUUUGAUUCUUUCUUUGCCGAACCGAACGUGAAGCUCCCUGGGUGAUUCACGCGUGAAUUGAGCAAAGGUUCCUGGGGAUUCUUAUUUUGUGUCUCUUUCGGGAUUGAUGGAUCGACGAUCGGCAAGGAGAUCCAAACAAGAUACCAUUUUGUACAGAAAUCUUUGGAAACCUCUUUUUUCCUCACCUGGUCUCGCGUAGUCGUGAUCAUGUUCAACUUGACUGUUUCCUGACCCUGACCCUGCAAGGCAAGCCUCCCUCCAUUGGCAAGGUCAGACUGUUCGCACUCACUCUGUCGGGUAGGAG
Molecule: messenger RNA, 2681 nt
Organism: Exophiala oligosperma
Lineage: Eukaryota; Fungi; Ascomycota; Eurotiomycetes; Chaetothyriales; Herpotrichiellaceae
Exons: 1
Coding region: 182-2341 (719 amino acids)
Biological process (GO): protein palmitoylation
Cellular component (GO): Golgi membrane
Molecular function (GO): palmitoyltransferase activity; protein binding
Source: RefSeq, a predicted model, not a curated record